Messenger RNA from Anas platyrhynchos (mallard), 6778 nucleotides. RefSeq names its product activin A receptor type 1 (gene ACVR1). Gene Ontology annotation, biological process: transforming growth factor beta receptor signaling pathway; heart development; cellular response to growth factor stimulus. Gene Ontology annotation, molecular function: transmembrane receptor protein serine/threonine kinase activity; ATP binding. Gene Ontology annotation, cellular component: BMP receptor complex; plasma membrane. Lineage: Eukaryota; Metazoa; Chordata; Aves; Anseriformes; Anatidae. The record is from RefSeq and is a predicted model, not a curated record.
GGGGCCGCCCGCCGCCCAUGGCCAGCCCGCCGCCGCCAUAACGCCGCCAUGGGGAGGCCCGCGAUGAUAGAUGGAGUUAUGAUCCUUCCCGUGCUGCUGCUGCUGGCGCUUCCCCCCCGCAGCGUGCAAGACGAUGAGCUGAAGCUGAAUAUGGUCCACUACGAGUGUGUGUGUGAGGGCAUGUCCUGUGGGAACGGAGAUCGUUGCCAAGGCCAGCAAUGUUUUGCUUCUCUAAGCAUUAAUGACGGUGCUAAGGUUUACCAGAAAGGCUGCUUCCAAGUCUACGAACAAGGGAAAAUGACGUGCAAAACACCACCAUCUCCCGACCAAGCUGUUGAGUGCUGCCAAGGAUACCUGUGCAAUAUGAAUAUCACUGCACAGUUGCCUUCUUCUAAAGGGCAAACCCUUCAAGGAGAAGCUGCAGGUUACAGCAUGGAAACACUAAUUAUUGUUAUACUGGCUCCUGUGAUAGUGCUGAUAUUUUUUUCUGCGGUAGCUGUGCUGAUCAUCCGGAGAAUACAGAAAAGCCAUAUGGAGAGGCUAAAUUCUAGAGAUGCAGAGUAUGGCACAAUUGAGGGACUCAUUGCAUCAAAUGUUGGGGACAGUACAUUGGCAGAUUUAUUGGACCAUUCCUGCACAUCUGGAAGUGGUUCUGGACUUCCUUUCUUGGUGCAAAGGACGGUGGCUCGCCAGAUCACGCUUGUAGAGUGUGUAGGAAAGGGACGUUAUGGAGAAGUCUGGAGGGGUCAGUGGCAAGGAGAAAAUGUUGCUGUGAAGAUCUUCUCUUCUAGGGAUGAAAAAUCCUGGUUCAGGGAAACUGAAUUGUACAACACUGUAUUGCUGCGGCAUGAGAACAUUUUAGGUUUUAUUGCAUCUGAUAUGACUUCCAGAAACUCUAGUACCCAGCUGUGGUUAAUUACCCACUACCACGAAAUGGGGUCUCUGUAUGACUAUCUGCAGCUCACUACCCUGGACACUGUCAGCUGCCUGCGAAUAGUCCUGUCCAUAGCUAGUGGUCUUGCACAUUUGCACAUUGAGAUAUUUGGAACCCAGGGGAAGCCUGCCAUUUCUCAUCGGGACUUGAAGAGCAAAAAUAUCCUUGUCAAGAAAAAUGGACAGUGCUGCAUAGCAGAUCUAGGCCUUGCAGUUAUGCACUCCCAAAGCACGAAUCAGUUGGAUGUGGGGAACAAUCCCCGUGUGGGCACCAAACGCUAUAUGGCUCCAGAAGUCUUGGACGAAACCAUCCAGGCUGACUGCUUCGACUCUUACAAAAGGGUCGACAUCUGGGCUUUUGGGCUGGUCCUCUGGGAAGUAGCUAGGCGCAUGGUUAGCAAUGGUAUUGUAGAAGACUAUAAACCUCCAUUUUAUGACCUGGUCCCAAAUGAUCCCAGUUUUGAAGACAUGAGAAAAGUGGUCUGUGUAGAUCAGCAAAGGCCGAACAUUCCCAACAGGUGGUUCUCAGACCCUACAUUAACAUCUCUUGCCAAGUUGAUGAAAGAAUGCUGGUAUCAAAAUCCAUCAGCAAGACUAACAGCCCUGCGAAUCAAAAAGACUUUGACCAAAAUUGAUAAUUCCUUAGAUAAACUGAAAGCUGACUGUUGACCUUCUCAUGGUGCUCUCCUGACAGGAAGGCACUUGUCUGGUUCAGAAGUAGUCUGGCUAGACGGUUUAUAUAAUUGGUCCCCAUGUGGCUUCUUAUAGAGGCAGAAGUUUCUACCAAGCCAUCUGUUUGGGAGACAUCAGAACCAUAUGGACUUUGCUCAGUGACUACAAUGGGCAUUUCACAAAUGGUCAAGCUAUAAAGACUCAUGCUGGAUGUACUGUUGCAAAGGUAGUGGCCUGAAGGAAGACAGAGAAAUCCUAAGACAAGAUCAGGGCAUUAAAUAAUGGCUUUGAACAGCUACUUCCCCCCUAUCCCCCCCCCUUUUUUUUUUAAUUCUCCUAAUCACUCCCAGGGUGAACACAUGGAAGUGGUAAAUUUUAAUCAGCAAUAUUGCCUGUGCUUCUCUUCUUUAUUGCACUAGGAAUUCUUUGCAUUCCUUACUUGCACUGUCACUGUUAAUUUUAAUGACAUGACUUGCCAAAAAUAUGAUUGGCUGUAUACUACAUUGAUCUAUGCCUGAAUAAUAGGAAAUGAAUUUGGUAAACUGAAAAUGUAACUGUCAGAUUUUAGCUGCAUUUUACAUGUGUACUGAUGUUUACAAUAAUGCUGAACAUUAGGAAUUUCUCGUUUAUACAAAACUUGCAAAUUAUUUAUUACUAGUGCACUUGCCAGUUUUUUAAACUGUAAAAUAAGUGCAUAAAGUUAAAGCUUAUUUUUAUGUGGCCUCUUUCAUGAUUUCUUACACAAAUGUUUUUGUAACACUAUAACCUGAAACAUAAUUGUUUUCUGUAUUAUCAUAUUACAACUCAAUAGUCACAUUUUAAGUGCUUCACAUUUGUAGGUGUGUGGUCUGUAACAAUUUUCAGUUCAAAUAUGGAACAUAUAUAUAGCUGUUACCCACAUGACAAUGUGUCUAGUAUCUUACUGAUCUAGAAGAGGAAAGCAGUGGAGGAAUUAACUAGAAUUUUAGGUCAUGAAUGCUGUGGGGAGAAUGCAUUUUAUUUCUUCUAAGCUAUAUAAUAUGCAUUUAAACUCUGCCAGAAAAAAAUAACUAUUUUGUUUUAAUCUACUUUUUCUAUUUAGUAGUUAUUUGUAUAAAUUAAAUAGAAUGUUUUCAAGUCAAACAAAAGAGUGGUUUUAGUUCUGUUACUGUCUAUUGGUAACAAAUGUACACUAAGCAGCAAUGGGUAUUUCCAGUCACCUGCUCCCAGGUAAAUAAUGUUGGUUCAGGUUAACACCAGAUUUAAAACCAAGGUACUGAGGCUUAUUGACUGUUGUUUGUCUGGGUGUGUUUUUUCCUGUGCUGGGCUGGAUCCCAAAAUAGUACAGCACGGAAAUGGUGUACUUUUUGGAUAUGACAUCAACUGUGUCCAUGCAAACCUCCUAAAGCAUGCCUUGCAGAAGGGGAUGUGUUGUCCCUUAAUCUUAUGGGGAAGAAUUCAGCUUUGUACCUGGAAAACUGUGUUCUCUACCUGUACCUCUUGAUAUUUUCAUAUCGUUUGUUUCUCCAGAUGGAAGAGUAACUAUGGACUGACAGUGUUCUUUUAUCUUUUUUGAGAAAAAAACUCCUUGUUGGCUUGAAAUCCUCCAGGUAAUCUAAGAACCUAAAAAAGUAAUGAGCCAUUAAGCCAUGUUUCAUCUCUGCAUUCAAAAUUUUCUUUAAGGUUCCCUUCUUGGCUUUAUGGCUGCCAGAUUCUGCUCUCCUCUUCCCUCUAAUUUCUCCUUCUCAGUCCCAGUCUUCCUUGUCCCCCUAUGACCGAGUGGCCUGCCUUUUUCUACGUUUCUGCUCGUGUAGAAAUAGCAGCCUAGUUUGCAGAUAGGCACUUCAUGGGUUUAAGAGACUGCAUAGUAUAGCCCUGCAAAACAGAAUUGCUAGCAGUUGCUAGGUCUCUUAAUUAUACUUCAUGAGAAUCUGACAAGAUCUAGUGCUGCCGAAUAUAUAUAUUAUAUAUUGGUUUUUAACAAUAUAUGCCUGAGUGCAUUCUGGUUUGCUUUGGAUAUGCACGCUGGGCUGGCUGUUGAACAGCUGCAGCCUGGGAAGGAGGGAGGGUGUUUCAGAAACGAGUCGAAUGAAUCAAUCUCUCGGGUUGAAGGUGUUAUGUGAGUGGAAGUAAUCGUGAAUGUUGCAACCACAAAAUCAGUAGUGAAGUUAGCGAUAAUCUUCUGACACAGAUUAUUGCCUGAGGUUCCUUGGUUCUAGCUGCCUGGUGCACACGUGUGUGUUUCUUCCCUGUACACUUGUGUGACAGAACAGGCUGGUACUUACACCAAACGGGAUGCGAGGCAGCCUGAGGGCCCCGACUGCUGCAGUGCGCAGGUGAGCACAGCCAGGGACCUCGGGAAGUGGAGGUGAGAGGGAGGUAGCUGGGGGGACAGACAGGGACAACGCCUGAGGCAAAGCUCAGUGCACAACGGGAGUUCAGCAUGGGUUUGCCAGGCUUUUUGCUUGGAGUUUUCACCUCUCUCAGCAUUUACUACUAAAAGUAUUGGAGCAGAGAGGCAAUCUGUCACAUGGAUGAUUAACAGCACUGGCGGUGUUGGCUGAAUUGGUCGUGCCUUUCUCAAACAGUAAAAUAUCAAAUCACAGCAUCUGACAGAUAUUAGGAAAGAUGGUUACAUCAAACACUUGGCCUCUUUGUGCUGCAGCCUUUUCUGAGCAGUGCUGUGUAUGUAGAAGGGUGACAGGAGUUGAGCCUGGACACGGCUCUGCACAUCUCAGUGUGCUGCUCCUGGCGGUGUGGCUGUUGGGGCUGCAGGGCUGGGUGCCAGUCCUGUCACCUCUGUCGGACCCAGCUGGGUCCUGCGGGGUGCCGGGCUGCUGGAGGGAAGCGCACAGCUUUCCAGGGGGCUCUUCCAGGACAGGGCUCUGGAAACCACUGCCUUCUGCUGAGCUGGGAUACAGGCUUGGUUGAGGAACCUUAGUGUAAGUUAGAACUCCGGUCUCAUCUUUCCCUGCCCAUAAAGCAGAGACAAGCAGCUAAAGGAAGAACACAAACCUCGCAGAACCUCAGCAGUUCGGUGCUGGACAUGCAGUGUCCCAGAGCAGGACACUGCAAGGGGUGGUGCUGCUGGUGGCUUCCCUUAGCAGAUCGGGAUGUCCAGGGGUUCUUUUAAACAAAAUCCAUGUUUGUGCCCUGCAAAUGAACUACUUUUGGUCUAGGCUUUGACUGAGCAAUUGGAAAUAUGAACUAUUUUUUUAAUUAGGUGAGCAUUCAAAUUUACAGCAACAAAAACACCUCUGAGUAGGGAAAAAAUAUCACAGGGAUUAAUUUGUGAGCGUUAGCAACAAGUCAUUCAGUCCGGCUGCUGGCUGUACCACAGUCAGUGCUUCCAAAACAGCAAAAAUAGCAAAGUGCUCUGAAUAUUCAUCUUGGUAGCUGGAGGGUGAUACACCCGGGAUCAGAGAAGGAGAAACUUGGUGAUAGCGAGGGAUUAUCUUUGGUCUCACUUUCAAGGCUCUGUUUGAAUAGUAACAGGAGAAGACUUGUUGCUGCCUUCCCCUGAAGGUGUCACGGCUUGGGCAAGGGGAAGCCACUUCAGAGUUUCCAGGUGAGGUAGAGGAAGACAGCUGCCCUCCACCCCCCGUGGUAUUUUUCCUGUAUGUUUAUUAAUGGAUGUUCCUCUAGUCCUCCCAUAAAAUCUAAUCUUCUAAAGAGAUUUGGAAUGCUUAUAUAUAAUCUGCUGCUCUCAGGGCGUCGCAGUAUUUAUUGCUAUGGAGAUGGCACAAGCCGUUCCGUAGCUGAUGUUGAAUUAUUCAUGUGGCUGGCAAAUCUGUGCUGAAUACUGCCAGCAUGGACCUGGGGUGUUGUCAUUCAAACAGGGCCAGGCUGUGUGUCAGCUCCAGUAAGAGCAGUAAAUGGAUGGAAAAAUAAAAGAAGCAUCGAGGCAUCAGCACGUGGGUAGCACUGACGGUUACAUGGGAGAGGCUAGGCAAGAAAAGAGGUACUCUAAGAAAAAAGCAACCCCCCAAACCCUAGUUUUCCUUUUUCAUAUGCAGUAGGUUUGUUUAUUACUAGUUAGGAUUAUGUUGCACUUUGACAAAUACAUAUCGGAACAGCUGCCUAAAGAAGCCUGUGGUCAGAGGCUUGUUUUAGUGUGCUGGGAAUAUGUGGCUGAAGUCUUCCUCUCAAUUGUUUGUAACUUUUCUUAUGGGUCUUCUGUGCUGAAAGCUUCCAUGAAAAUCCCUAUCAAGCCUUCUAGACUUCUUAUUUACCUGGAUUAAACUGUUCUGAUAAAGAGAGAAAAGGAAAAAUUCUCUUCCCUGUGGGGAGAAAUGUUUGCUGAGCAAAAAGAUCAGCCUUGGCACAGUUGUUGGCAUUGGAGAAGGGAAACAAAGAUGUUACAGGUGCUGUUUAUUUGUAUAGAGAAAAUUUAAAUCUUUCUCAAAUACAGAAUACUUCCAUAUUUUAAAGCCAAGACUUGUGUGGAAAAAGUAAGCAUUUUAUCAAAUGUGGAGUUAAUUAUGUACCUGACAGAUGCUCUCACCUGGGAAUAAUGCAUUCACUUUAUUCCCAGUUGGAAGGAAAAAAAAACAACAACACAUUUUUAAUGUCUGAACCAAGAAACCAUGCCAAGACACAUGCCAAAGAAUGCCAGGGAAAGCUAAGGGCAGCCGUGCACAGUUCACGUCCGUCUGGGCCCAUCGUGAUGGAAGAGAAGGCUGCAGAGGCACUGCUAGCGCCGGAGCUGGGACCUCAUCUGCAGGGUGCAGUUCCUCGCUGGUUAUGGACUUGUGUCACUACCUCCAGAGCCUGUGUGGUGGAAAGUGAAGCCAUGUGAAACGUCCUUCACAGAAGGAGACUGCAAAAGGGAUCUUCCAAGAGGCUUGGGACAUCUGCUCGCUGGGUCAAACCAGUUUUGUACAAGUCAGACGCCUUCGUGGUCCAGGAACGCGAUCCGCUUGGGGAUGGUGUCUGCCGCGAUACACCAAAGUGCCUGCCAGCUAUCUGACUUGAGAGACUUGUCUAAAUGACCACGUUUGUACGCCUUCUCACCGCAGUCACUGCUGCGUGCGCUGCUCCACGCGUGGUGGCGUUUGUCCGAGCUCGCUGGAGCCGAGGAGCGGAGCCUUGCAGACAGCGCUGGUACGCGAACCCGCGGCAUGGGGCAGCGCAGCUCCUCGGGACUAUUUAUACCUACAGCUCUAAUAAAUACCUUUGCUUGUUCUCGACUAAA